AUUUCCUUCUUUUUUGUGUGUGCGCUUGGAAAUCGGAUUUUCUUGCCCUAACUUGUACUAGGAGCGCACAAAUCCAAGUAAAAAACGUUACAACUAUUUGUGCGUCUGCUCACCAUCUCUCCAACCUCCCGACGUCAGAUUCAUCGAAUCUAUCGUAGAUUCCACCCUAAAUUCUCCGAACCCACAUUAAAACAACGAUUUCUAAUUCAGACAGGGUUUGACUUUGUAAUGGCAGAACAUUGAAUCAUCCGAGUCUUGAAGCUUUUCCCCCUCAAAAAUGACAAAUCCCAUCAAAGUCAGGUUUUUUCUCUUCUUUCUUCUUUUCAUUUUCACUUCGCCACCGCUUUCGAUAGUUUUUGUAGACUCCAGCUCCGUCUCAAUCCAAAACGAGGACGGGCACGAUCAGAUUCAUCUCCACGAACCUGAUCCUAAGAGUCCGCAUGAUUUCGUUCCUCAACAAGUUUUGUUGCAUAAACUCGAAGAACUAGUUAGAAAUCUUGGUGAAAUAGUUUCUAGAUUAGAAUCAAAAUUAUCAGAGUCUUCAAAAGUUGAUCACAGGCGUAGUGUUAAAGCAAACGUUCAAGAAGCUGAAGUUAGAGACGGGGAAAGAGGGAGGGCUGUCUCGGUUACCAAAUACAGUCCCUUUUGGUCCGAGAGGUUCCAGUUCAUGUCAGCUGUGAAAUUAGAUUCUGAUGCAACAUGUAUAAACGUUUUGCCCUUUCGUGAUUACGAGGGACUUAGCAAGUAUGUUGCUGUUGGAGAUGAAAAAGGAAGGGUUUAUGUGUUUUUAAGGAAUGGGGAUGUUACUGCUGAGUUUCGCACCGAAAGCCAGUCGCCAAUUAUGGCAAUGGUUUCAUACAUGUCUGUUUUUAAGAAUGAGAGUGUUGUCGUUACCGGACAUCAUAACGGCAUGGUCUUGGUAAAUAGAGUUUACGAAGGAUCAAAUGGAGAAGAGUUGGGUUCACCUGUAAUGGAGACUGUUGGUAAAUUUGUUGCUUCCAAAGGCGGGGAAGAUGGGUUGCCGAUAACUACAUUGGAAGUUCAUCAUGUUGGGAGAAUGAGAUAUAUUUUGUCUACAGAUCUUAGUGGAAAGAUCAGGGUUUUUAGAGAAGACGGAACACUUCAUGGUUCUGCCAUGCCAACAAGUAAACCGCUCGUGUUCUUGAAGAAAAGGUCUUUGUUCUUGACGGAGACUGGUGCUGGUUCAUUGGAUUUGCGAAGCAUGAAAAUUAAGGAAUCAGAAUGCGAAGGGUUGAAUCAUUCUCUUGCUCGGAAUUAUGUCUUUGAUGCAGCUGAGCGAUCUAAAGCUUAUGGUUUUACGUCUGAUGGUGAUUUGAUUCAUGUUUUGCUGUUGAGCGAUAGUAUGAACUUCAAGUGCAGGGUUAGGUCCAAGAAAAAGUUGGAAAUGAAUGAGCCUCUUGCUUUCCUGGCUAUUAAAGGAUAUUUACUUAUCGUUGAUCCCGAAAAGGUUUUUGUGUAUAAUGUGUCUACACCGCAUUAUGUUAGGGCUGGUGCGCCGCGGUUUCUUUUCUCUGCCAUCUUGAAUGAGAUCAGGUCAUCGUUUUUAACUUACCAGGCGGUGGAUACAGAUAAAGAGAUAAGACACACGAUGCCCUUAAUAGCGAGUGAUCGUGAAAAUCUCAUUGUUCUUGGCCUCGGAGGUGAUUACAUAGGAAUGUAUCGCUCUAACCUUCCUGUUAUGAAAGGCGAAUCUAAUACGAUGCUGUGGAUCAGCCCCGUGUUACUUUUCAUACUUUUCCUAUUUGGGGCAUGGCAGUUCUUUGCGAAGAAAAAGGAAGCGCUCACAUCAUGGGGACCAGAUGACCCUUUUAGCUCUACAUCAGCUACAGAUGGGGCUCCACUAGGAUCCAACACCGGAGAUAGGUCUUUUAUAGAUUCUUCUUCAAGAGGUUCUGAUAUGUCGGACAUGAGAAGCAGUGGUCUUCGAAGUCGAAGGUAUGCAUCCCCUUCUCAAUAUCAAGGUGGAGCAACUAGUUCUUUAAGGCCGAGUUCUGUGGAUCCAAGCUCUCGACCUGCUUCCAUUGAACCCAGUUAUAGAGUGGAUCCAAGCUCUCGACCUGCUUCCAUUGAACCCAGUUAUAGAGUGGAUCCAAGCUCUAGACCUGCUUCCAUCGAACCCAAUUAUAGAGCGGAUCCAACCUCUAGGCCUGCAUCCAUCGAACCCAGUUUUAGAGCGGAUCCAAGCUCUAGAGUUGCUUCCAUCGAACCCAAUUAUAGAGCAGAUCCAAGCUCUAGAGCUGCUUCCAUCGAAUCCAAUUAUAGAGCGGAUCCAAGCUCUAGAGCUGCUUCUAUCGAACCCAGUUAUAGAGCUGCUCAAGAGCUGAAGUAUAGGGGAUCAGCCCUGGAACCUGGCUUUCCUAAACGAAGAGAAAGUUUGUUUGUGAACAGCCACAUUGUGGAUGACAACAGUUGACUGUUAAAACCAGUUUCCAUUAACUUCUGUUUCAAGGGGGAUGCUUUUAAAUUGUUCUUUGGCCUUCCAUAAGAUAUUAUGAAGCCAUUUGAGCAUGCCAUGUUGUAUUUUUAAUUUGCAUAAACAGAGAAUAAAUGCAAAAGCUUUUAUCAUUAA
Molecule: messenger RNA, 2590 nt
Organism: Hibiscus syriacus
Lineage: Eukaryota; Viridiplantae; Streptophyta; Magnoliopsida; Malvales; Malvaceae
Exons: 1
Coding region: 278-2434 (718 amino acids)
Molecular function (GO): protein binding
Source: RefSeq, a predicted model, not a curated record